AUGAAGCUCUUUGUGUUGCUCCUCUGCUUGGCAGGGCUGGUCCCUGCUGGCUGCAACGUGAUUCAGUUCGGUUCAAUGAUCAAGCACAAGACAGGGAAAUCAGCGCUCUCCUACAAUGGAUACGGCUGCUACUGCGGCCUGGGGGGAUCCAAACAGCCGCUGGAUGCGACCGACAGGUGCUGCCAUGCCCACGACUGCUGCUACAAGAAGAUGUCCUCCUCUCGCUGCAGCCCCAAACUGGUCACGUACAAACACUCCAUCCAGGGAAGCAAGAUAACGUGCGGAUCCGGGACUUGGUGUCAAAGAGGGAGCUGCGAGUGCGACAGGCGGGCGGCAGAGUGCUUCCAGAGGGCAGCCAGGACAUUCCGGAGCUCCUACAGGAAUUACCCCAACUCCCUGUGCAAGGGCUCCACUCCCUCCUGUUGA
Molecule: messenger RNA, 426 nt
Organism: Melopsittacus undulatus (budgerigar)
Lineage: Eukaryota; Metazoa; Chordata; Aves; Psittaciformes; Psittaculidae
Product: group IIE secretory phospholipase A2
Exons: 4
Coding region: 1-426 (141 amino acids)
Biological process (GO): lipid catabolic process; arachidonate secretion; phospholipid metabolic process
Molecular function (GO): calcium ion binding; phospholipid binding
Source: RefSeq, a predicted model, not a curated record